Molecule: messenger RNA, 1755 nt
Organism: Hirsutella rhossiliensis
Lineage: Eukaryota; Fungi; Ascomycota; Sordariomycetes; Hypocreales; Ophiocordycipitaceae
Product: stretch-activated ca2+-permeable channel component domain-containing protein
Exons: 3
Coding region: 1-1755 (584 amino acids)
Biological process (GO): calcium ion import across plasma membrane
Molecular function (GO): calcium channel activity
Source: RefSeq, a predicted model, not a curated record
AUGCUGCCGAACCCCCCGCAGUAUCGGCUUGCGGCGUCGCUGCUGCUUCUGGUUCCGUCCUCGCUGCUCCUCCCUCCGAGUGUCGCACUGGCUGCGGAGUCGCCCUUCGACUCUUUCGGCUCGCAAGCUGCCGCUCAUGAAUUCAGCAACUUGCUCACCGAGGCGUCGUACAAGUCCGAGUUUGACCUGUUUGGCCAUGACGUCUUUAGACGUGCGCCUCCCGGUGUGGCGCCCCUCGAGAAUAAUAAGGUCACGGCGCUCAACCUCCAGCCCGGCUCAACCGCCUGUUACGUGCUCGAGAGAAGCGCCAUUUUCGGCAACGAGGCCAAUAGCCCAUCCCAACCUUCCGACGCGUCCCCCAAACUCGUCCAUAUAUCCGCAAACACCUGCUUGCAGCCCGCCAACAAUGGGUCGGACGGCAACGGAUCGAGCGCCCCGCAGCUGAUACUCUCCGUCUCAAACUCCAGCCAAACCGCAUGCCAGACGCCUACGCAGAACCCAAGCGAAAACGGGGGUAAGAUCUUCAGGGAGGGCGCCGUCAUGUUCGGCUCAAACGCGACCGGCGACGUCUUUAUCGGCAUCACGGCGCCCAACGUCUCGUCGAGCUUCCAGGGAGUGUACAACUUUGAGUUGGCUGUCUCGCUCGACGAUUACAUGCAUCGGUUCGAAAACAGACAAGGUGCCCAGCUCUUGUGGAUGGACAGCGACUCAACCUCUGCCCUGCUCGUCACCAGGAACCUAACGGAAAACAAGGAAGACAUUCGACGCGUCAUGGGUGAGGGGCUGCCGUACGACCUCUACGUCAGCAACAAGGAGGCACCGGCCAUUUAUGGCCUGACGCACUCUGUUUGUGGAUUGCAGAACAUGGCCCAGAUCAAGGUGGGCCGUAUGAAAAACAGCGUACAGAACGGCCCUGUCGCGACCGGAAUGACGCUCAGGGGGCCGGGCAGCUUUCCAAAGCAGCAGUUUCACUUUGUCGACCUCAACGCAAGUUCAUCCUACGUCGGAAUACUUGUCAAAAAGUCGAACAUGACGGGCCUUGGAAAGAGACAAGAAGAGGGGAAUCCUGCAACUGGAAGCACCGUCUUUCAGGCAACCGAAUUCCAGACUGUGUCCGGAACAAACUGCAAAAUCGUGACGGACCUCGAGUUCUGUAACGAGAUCCAGUAUGCGGUGCCGGGCAACGAGCAAAAGUUUAACAACACGGCGCUAGCGAAGACAUACGACGACUACGCCAAAGCCAUGUAUGCAAACUUUGAAAAGGCCAUGAUGCAGAUACCGUGCGAGGCGCCCAAGACGGCUCAGUACUCGCUGUCAAGGAACUGCGAUGACUGCAAGGUGGCCUACAAGAGGUGGCUCUGCACGGUGAGCAUGCCGCGGUGCGAGGAUUUUGGCAGCAGCAACGAGCUGGCCCUCGAACGCAAUGCCAGACAGGCCUUUCCCAACGGCACACAACUGCCGGAUGACUUUAUUGACGAUCAAAUACAACCGGGCCCCUACAAGGAGGUUCUUCCAUGCGAUGAUCUGUGCUACGAAGUCGUCCAGAGCUGCCCGGCCAAGCUCGGCUUCAAAUGCCCACAGCCGGAUUUGGUGAGCUUCGGCUUCAGCUACGCACAGCGUGGCCAGAACGGGUCGACGGUAUCGUGCAACUACCCCGGCGAGGCGCGAACGCCCAUGAGCGCGGCUCGAACAUUGCUACCAGACUUGAUAGUCGUCGGCUGUUUUUCAUUGGCGGCUGCCCUGAUGCUGGGUUGA